AAGUGCAAUGAAUUCGUUCGAGCUCCAUCCAUGGCGGUUUCCUCACCGACACGUCAGUCAGUCCGAAUUUGAUUACGACAAGGCAGACAUUUUCCUCCCCCUUGAGGACUGCGUGAUUCUUCCCAGCACAGGCACCGUUCCUGUUAGGUGGAGCUUGUUCUUUAUAGACGGAGCAUCCUUUUUGGUGCAGCAUUCUCUCUUAUAUGUACAUCGAUGCAUCUUCCCUGGUAGACGAAGUGAUUUUUCAGUCGGCGCAAAAGACUCCACGUUACAAAUUGGCGCAUCUUCCUUGGUAGACGAGGCAUUCGUCAGCAUUCGUCAGCAUUCGUCAGCAUUCGUCAGCAUUCGUCGUAACACCCGAAUCUGCCAUACGUUUUAUCUCACUUCUGUCGAUGCGUUUCGCGUGAGCGACCUCCUUCUUCCUUUGCUGAUCCGACGGCCAGAUGGGCUCGCUGCUAUCGCGGCUGCUCGCCAGCCGUCCGAUGGCCGGCGCUGGCCCCACGAUGGUGGUGAAGGAUCUCGUCCUGAUUGGCGGAGGCCACAGCCACGUCAUCGUGCUGAAGAGCUUCGCCAUGAAGCCGAUGCCAGGUGUCAGGCUCACAUUGGUCACUCGUGACGUGCACACGCCCUACAGCGGCAUGCUGCCAGGCUUCGUUGCGGGCCACUACACAUACGACGACUGUCACAUUGACUUGCGCCCCUUGGCUGAGCUCACCAACGCGCGGCUGCUGCACUGCUGUGCGUCAGGCCUCGAUUUGGUCAACCGCUCCGUGACACUCGCAGACGGGCGCCCCCCCAUCCGCUAUGACGUGCUCUCCAUUGAUAUUGGAAUCACGCCCCUGCAGUCAGUGGAGGGCGCAAGGGAGCUGACUUUUCCUGUGAAGCCCAUCGACUCGUUCACCAAGCGGUGGGAUGCUCUCAGGUCUCGAAUCCUCUCCCUCGCGCCUGGCUCCAGUGUCCGUGUGGUGGCAGUGGGAGGGGGAGCGGGGGGAGUGGAGCUACUUCUGGCCAUGCAGCAUCGACUGCAACAGGACUGCCUGAAGAGCCAUGUGGACGCUUCUUUUGUUCUUGUAACGAGGGGGGAACUCCUGCCAACCCACAAUGCUCGCGUGCGAUCCAUUCUCAGGCGGAUUUUGCGGGAGAGAGGUGUGCAGGUGAUUGAUGCCGCAGUGGUAGCGGUGAGGAGAAGGCGAGGGGAGGGGGGCAGGGUCCAAGGGAGCCCGGAGGGGGUGGUUAGCAGCCGAAGCAGCAACUGGGAGAGUGGAGUGGAAGGGGGUCCGCCCCUUGAAGGAAGCGGGUUCACUCAAGAAUGGUUGGUUCAAGAGGCACAUGGCGUUGUAGUGCACGGGGGGGUGCUCGUUCUGGAAGGGGGAGAGGAGGUGGAGUUCGACGAGUGUGUGUGGUGCACGCAGGGCGGAGCAGCCUCGUGGCUCUCCCAGACAGGCCUAGCGCUUGACAAUGCGGGGUUUAUCAGAGUGGGCGACACCCUAGAGUCUAUCAGCCACAAGGGCGUGUUUGCAGUGGGGGACAUCCACUCGUCCGACAUCUACCCAAGGCCCAAGGCGGGCGUGUUUGCAGUCAGGCAGGGGAUGCCCUUAGCUGAGAAUCUCAGGAGGGCGCUGAUGGAGCACCCACUGAAGCCAUUCAAGCCGCAGAGCACGUUCCUCAGCCUUAUAAGUACCGGCGACAAGUAUGCAGUCUUCUCUCGGGGCUCUCUGGCAUUCGAAGACGGGCUCAUGUGGACUCUCAAGGACCGCAUCGACCGUGCUUUCAUGCGCCAGUUCAGCCAGCUGCCCGCCAUGCCCUCCCCCCCUGCCCCCACCAUCCCUGUGGCACACACGGCUGGGCCCGAGGCCUUGCUGGCACUGAAGAGCUUGCCCAUGCGGUGUGGGGGGUGCGGCUCCAAGGUGGGCUCCUCCCUUCUCGCCCGUGUCCUCUCUCGCCUCGCCGCCCUCCCCAGCCGCCCACCUGGCCGACCUGAGAUUCUCCUGGGGCUGGAUUCACCUGACGACGGUGCUGUGAUGGAAAUACCACCUGACAGAAUGGGCGGCAAUCAGAAACCAGUCAUAGUGCAAACAGUCGAUUUCUUCCGCUCCUUCCUCGCCGACCCCUACACCUUCGGCCGCAUCGCUGCUCUCCAUGCGCUGAGCGACUGCUUCGCGAUGGGGGCUGACCCUGUCUCGGCGCUCGCUAUAGUCACACUUCCAUUUGGGACAGAGGAGAAGGUGGAGGAGGAGCUCUUCCAGCUCAUGGCAGGGGCCAUCCGCGAAUUGGACGCUGCCACGUGUCAGCUGGUGGGAGGGCACACGGUGGAGGGGCCUGAGCUGUCGCUGGGGUUUGCUGUCACGGGAUUGGCGGAGAAGGACAGGCUGUUGAGAAAGGCAGGCAUGUGCGUCGGCGACAGCAUCAUUCUCACCAAGCCCAUCGGCACAGGGGUCAUUUUUGCAGCCAACAUGAGGAGCAAGGCAAAGGGACGGUGGGUUGACGGGGCCAUUGGCAGCAUGCUGGUCUCUAAUCAGAAAGCCGCAGCCAUUGCAUUGCAACACGAGGCCACUGCUGCUACAGAUGUCACCGGCUUUGGUCUGAUUGGCCAUCUGGUGGAGAUGACAAAUGCCUCACGUGUUACUGUCUCCAUCGACCCAUCUACAGUACCCAUUCUGGAUGGUGCACUUGAGUGCACCCAAGGGGGCAUUUUCAGCUCGCUCCAAGACUCGAAUUUGCGCCUGCGACGAGCCAUCAGCAAUUAUGAGGAGGCAUCCACCCAUCCCCUCACAUCUCUUCUAUUUGACCCCCAGACGGCCGGGGGACUUCUUCUCUCUGUGCCUCACGCUAGAGCCACUCAGUGCUUGCUAGCUUUGCACAGUGGGGGAUACCCCGCUGCUGCUGUGAUCGGUAGAGUGGUUUCCUUGACUGAGGAGGCGUGUGGAGGCCCGUCCGUUACGAUUGAAUGCAACCAGUAGGGAAAAAGAAUUUAUCCGUUCUUCGUAUUAUGAAAGUUUGCUUCAUUUAUUGGUGCCCCAUACGCGCCUUCAUAUAUUGAUACCCUUGAAGAUAAUGCCUAUCGAUAUCGCUUCUAUU
This is a messenger RNA of Closterium sp. NIES-67, 3078 nucleotides long. The record is from the annotation of a GenBank genome assembly. NCBI's taxonomy places the organism in Eukaryota, Viridiplantae, Streptophyta, Zygnematophyceae, Desmidiales, Closteriaceae.